AUGCCAAAAGAAGAACAUUUUGAACGAUAUACACCACAAUUUCCUUUAUCUAAUGAUAUUACAGAUAUGUCUGAACAAGAUACUCUUUGCAAAUUUUGUGGUGUUUCAUAUUUGAUUCAUAAUGAAAUAAAAACACUUGAAGCAAAAUGUCAAAAACUUGAAACAGAAUUAGCUUAUCAUACUGGUAAAAAAUCACGUGAAACGAAUUUAAAACAAACAUCACAAACUGAACAGACACGUAUUUCUGAUCUUGAAUCAAUAAAUGCUAUAAAUACUCAUAAACUCAAUGAAAUGUCAAGAAAACUUCAAUUAUUACAAGAUCAAUUAGAAGAAUCAGAAAAUGCUCAUAAAAAAACUAAAUCUUCUAUUUCAAAAUAUUCAUCUAAUCUUCGAGUUACACAUAAUCAAAUACAAAAUAUUCGAAAAGAAUAUUUACUUCUACAAGAUUCCUAUUCAAAAGAUAUUCAAAAUUGGAAAACAUAUUUACAAACUACUGAAAAUACAUUACAAAAAGAAUUGCAAACAAGUAUGACUAAAUUUACAAAACAAAUAAAUGAUCAACAAACUGAAACGGAACAAUAUAAACAACAGCUCAAAACACAAAUUGAUCUCGAAUCUGCUCAUAAAGAAAUAAAAAUUCAUCAGGAUGAAUUAUCUCGUUUACAUAAACAAAUUUUACAAUAUGAACAAACUCAAACACAAUUACAAAAUGCAUUGCAGCAAAGUAAACAAUAUUCUCAUGAAUUAGAACAACAAUUAUCCGAUAAAAAUGGUGCACAAAAAGAUAUUGAUCAAUAUCGACAACAACUUACAAUUGAAAAAGAACUUCGAUUAAAAAAUGAGACAGAAUUAGAAAAUCUACGUUCAAAACUUCUUCAAUUAACAACUGAAUAUGAACAAUUAAAUUCAAUGAAAACAGAAUUUCAAAUAAAUGAAUCAAAUACUCGACGAAAAAUCGAUGAAACGAAUCGAUCACGACAAGCUAUUCUCGAUCGUACACGUGAUGAAUAUGAAAAACUCUUACGAAAAUAUACUGAUCUUGAUGAAGUCUAUCGUGAACUUGUUCCUCUACGAGAAAAAGAUACUUUAGAAUUAAAAAAAAAUCGUUCUGAACUUCAACGUCUACAUAAUGAAAAUGUUGAAUUAACUAAACAACAAGAAACAUUACAUAUUACACAGGAUAUACAAAUAAAAAAACUUCAUGAUAGUUAUUCAAAUAAAUUACGUGAAGCUGAACAAUGGCCUGAUCGUCUUCAAUUAGAAUUAAAACGUGAACGUGAACAACAUCGUACACAAAUGAAUGAAUUCGAACGUCGUCUAAAAGAAAAUUUUGUUACCGAAUUAAAUAUUGAAAAACAAAAAUAUGAUGGACUUUUACGUAAAUAUGAACAUGAACGGGGUUCUUCAAAUGAACAAUUACGUCAUGAAUUAAUAUCAACUGAAAAAGUCACUAUGGAACACCGACGUUAUUAUACAAAACAAAUUGAACAACUUGAAAAAGAAAAAGAUAAUUUAAAAAAAGAAUUAGAUAAAUUAAGAGAUCUUGUAAAAGAAUUACAUGAACAAAUUAAAAAACAAGAAUCAAUGGAUAAAGAUCAUGUGAAUAAUUUAAAAUUAAAAGAAGAUUUAUUGAAUAAAGAAACAAAUCUAUUUCAAGCACAAUCAACAAUAAAUGAAUUAAAAAAAGAUAUAAAACAAGCACAAGAAGAAAUGAUGACUUUACAAGAAACUGUUCAUAGAGAAUGUACAGAACGUGAACAGCUGAAAGAUGCAUUAAUUGCAGCUCGUCAACAACUACUUGCAUUGAAGAAAAACGGUGUUCUUAAUGGAAAUGUAUCUCGAUCACUACAUUCUCCACCUAUAGCUUUUGAAGAAAUUGAAAAACGUGUAACUGCACCUAUUCCAUAUUCGCAAAAUCAACGACCUACUAAUAUGCAUCCUUUUACUCAGUCAGAACCAACAGCUUAUAAUAAUAGUCUUCCUGAUGAUGGUGCUAUUGCUGAUUUAACAGCUCGACCAAUAUCUGCAUCUCAGAAUAUUCAAAAUCCUUAUAAACCUCUUCCACCUAUUUAUUCUCAACGACAGAAACAACGUCGAAAUAAACAAAUUUUAUUAUCAAAUAAAACAGAUCAUUUACUUCAAAAUCAACGACGUAUUGUUCGAUUUAUUCGACAGAUGAAAUAA
Molecule: messenger RNA, 2184 nt
Organism: Adineta steineri
Lineage: Eukaryota; Metazoa; Rotifera; Eurotatoria; Adinetida; Adinetidae
Source: the annotation of a GenBank genome assembly